GUCAAUCGCCGAGACCGGCCGGCUCUCGACCAUUACCAUUUUCCGCUAGUCGCCGCGUUUUUCUGCAAACGGAAAGGGCGCACGACUAAACCCAACUGUCUCCUACUACGUUUCCAUAGAGCGGAAUCGCUGGAUUGCCGAAUUUGAAAACAGGAGUGAGAACGAUGGAAUGAAUGAGCGAGUGACGACGGCAAUCCUCAAUUUACAAGGUUAAUGGUUGUUCCACCAGGCGCCGAGUGCACACCUUGCCACCACAACCCGGUCACCGUACUCGUAUUUCGUGGUAUAAGUACGACCGGACUGACAUGCUCGACCGUUAGUUGUUGCUUGAUCGUCGAUCAUUCCUUGACGAUCGGGACGAACAUCUACGUGGCUUGUACACGAACCUAACAUACCGAUUUUUUUGACAUCUUCGCCACUAAACCGGACGCCACUAAAGCUCCUUUUCGUCUUCAGUCGUCAUACCACUUGAAUUUGUCAUGGGUAAAGUCGUGACGUGCGUGGCACCCGUCAACAUAGCCACUAUAAAAUACUGGGGCAAAAGAGACGAACAUUUGAUAUUGCCUCUAAACGAUUCAGUCAGUCUGACAUUAGACUGCGAUCAAAUGCACGCUAAAACUUCUGUUAUUGCAGGGCCGUUGAUAGAUGAAGACAGUGUUUGGUUAAAUGGACAAAUUAUGUCCAUUGAAACAAACGAACGUCUGAAAAAGUGCUUUCAAUUAAUAAGAAAUUUAAUCAAAACUCGAAAAGGUGAAGAUAGUCAAGAAGCAAAAUGGAAUAUAAGGGUUUGUUCAGAAAAUAAUUUCCCUACUGCAGCAGGACUAGCAUCAUCAGCAGCUGGUUAUGCAUGUCUUGUAUUCACAUUAGCUAACUUUUUUGGCUUGGUUGAUGAAGAUCUACCAUCUAUAGCUAGACAAGGUAGUGGAAGUGCUUGUAGAAGUAUUUAUGGAGGAUUUGUUCAUUGGAAGGCUGGUAUUGAUGAUCUGGGUUCAGAUUCUACUGCAGUUCAAAUUGCUGCGGAUACACAUUGGCCAGAGAUGAGAAUUAUCAUACUUGUGGUGAAUGAUUCUCAAAAAAAAACUAGUAGUACUGUGGGAAUGAAACAAGCAGUUCAGACAAGUGAAUUACUUAAAUAUAGAGUUCAAAAGUGUGUACCUGAAAGAACAAAAGAAAUCAUUCAAGCCAUAACAGAUAAAAAUUUUGAAAAAUUUGCUGAAAUUACAAUGCGAGAUAGCAAUCAAUUUCAUGCAGUUUGUUUAGAUACAUAUCCUCCUUGUGUUUAUUUAAAUCAAGUAUCACAUGAUAUAAUAUCUUUUGUUCAUGAUUAUAAUGAAGCUGUUGGCCAAAUUAAAGUUUCUUACACAUUUGAUGCUGGUCCAAAUGCAUUUUUAUUCAUUCAGCAAAAUGAUUUGAAUUUGUUUAUGUCGGAAUUGGUUAAUGUUUUCCCAUCAGAACAACCUAAUUCUUCAUAUUUACGUGGAAUCAUGUCAACACUACCUUAUAAUGUAAGACCUUAUGGGUUUAAACCCAAAGAUAAAAAUCUUCUGAAGUAUAUCAUGGUCACUAAAUUAGGUAGCGGUCCAAGAUGUGUUAAUGACCAUUUAUUAAAUGAAGAUGGUACUCUUAAAUCAAGCAAUUAAAUUUUAAAUUGAUGAGGUCAAUUUUUAGUUAUUUUAAUUUAUUGUUAUAAACCUAUUUAUAAAAUAUUU
This is a messenger RNA of Melanaphis sacchari, 1709 nucleotides long. It is a transcript of the gene Mvd, whose product is annotated as diphosphomevalonate decarboxylase. Bases 480 to 1640 code for a protein of 386 amino acids. Gene Ontology annotation, molecular function: ATP binding; diphosphomevalonate decarboxylase activity. Lineage: Eukaryota; Metazoa; Arthropoda; Insecta; Hemiptera; Aphididae. The record is from RefSeq and is a predicted model, not a curated record. Gene Ontology annotation, cellular component: cytosol. Gene Ontology annotation, biological process: isopentenyl diphosphate biosynthetic process, mevalonate pathway; isoprenoid biosynthetic process. The transcript has 10 exons.